GUUAAGGUAAAUAUAACAAACAAAGACCAUUUGGAAGAUCAGCCUUGCAACACCACAUUGAUCCGCCUCCUCACUGCUUUGUUUUCGUUUGGAGCGACGAAUCGAAAGUAAACAAGAAAGAGAAAAUGGCGUUCGCGAUGAGAGUGAAGGUUCCACCAAACUCAGCGAAUUUACAAGAAGCUAGGCAUCGAACCUUUGAUUUCUUCCGUGCAGCUUGCAGAUCUAUUCCUUCGAUCAUGGAUAUUUAUAACCUAUACGAUGUUGUAAACCCUUCUGAGCUUCGCUCCACCAUCGCUGCCCAAAUCCGCAAGAACGCCCAUAUCACUAACCCUAAGGUGAUUGAUAUGCUGCUAUUCAAGGGAAUGGAAGAGUUGAGCAACAUAACAGAACAUGCAAAGCAACGACAUCAUAUUAUUGGCCAAUAUGUGGUUGGUAAUAAAGGGCUUGUUCAAGAUGUGGAUACAAAGGAUGAAGGAUUAUCUCCAUUUCUCAAAAAUUUCUACAAUUCCAACUACUAAUGAACAUCUCAAUCCCCAUGAUUAAGUCUUGUUUUAUGUGUUGGUUUUCAAAUAAAAACAUGUUUCUUGGAUUCUUGUAUGAAUAACAUCAUCCUUUUGCUUAUUACAAGCAAAUUUGUUGGAUACUAAAACAAAAUUUUCUCUAAGUCUUUUUUGGGGGUUACCCUUUGUUGGCUAUACAAUAUGGAAAUUGAUGCUUGUUUAUCCACUUUAGAUUUCAAAAUGGUUGAGUGUUACUUUCAAUAUUUGAUGGUUAGAAGGUGAGAAGGGUAUUUAUGUCUUUCACAUAUUGGAAAGAAAGCGAGAUUGUAUGUGUGUGUGUUUUUUUUUUAAAAAUUAUUUAUUUGGGUGGACAAAAGUUGUAAUAUUUGUUUUCUUGAGAUUAAUUUUACUCUCAGUCCAAUGCAUCACAAACAUAGACAUAAUCAUAUUAUUUUAAUAAUAUUUCGAAG
Messenger RNA from Lactuca saligna, 970 nucleotides. Lineage: Eukaryota; Viridiplantae; Streptophyta; Magnoliopsida; Asterales; Asteraceae. The record is from the annotation of a GenBank genome assembly.